This is a messenger RNA of Priapulus caudatus, 1662 nucleotides long. RefSeq names its product histone-lysine N-methyltransferase SMYD3-like. The transcript is spliced from 13 exons. Bases 106 to 1482 code for a protein of 458 amino acids. NCBI's taxonomy places the organism in Eukaryota, Metazoa, Priapulida, Priapulimorpha, Priapulimorphida, Priapulidae. The record is from RefSeq and is a predicted model, not a curated record. Gene Ontology annotation, molecular function: protein binding. Gene Ontology annotation, cellular component: nucleus.
AGUUUCAGAAAAGUGUUAUUUGUUCGAUCUUUACAGGUGAUACUGAUAUAGUGGUCUCACGCAUAUCACUGGUGUAAUAUAGCUGAAAUCUACUAGCUGGCAGUGAUGGCUAAGCAAGGCACAGUGUUGAUGACAGCUCUACCGUUCUGUCACGUUCUCUACGACUCGGAGCGAGGCAAGAGAUGCGACGAGUGUUUCGAACUAAGACCAGAUCAGCUCAAACGCUGUGUUUCCUGCAAGUUUGUCAGCUAUUGCAACAAAACAUGCCAGCAGAAGGACUGGCUUGAUCACAAGAAAGAAUGCCAUCAUCUGAGGAGAAUAGCUUCUGUCAUACCUAUAGAGAGAGCCAGACUCAUCUCUAGAAUCCUCUACAAAAUCAAGAGAGGUGUCAUAGAGGCUGAGGAGUGGAACCAGUUUGAUGACUAUCCUGAGAGAACCAUCCAUCACGUUAUUUCACAUAGAGAGCUGAUCAAGCAGGAUCCAGACAUGAAGAAGAAGGUGGCAACAAUUCUAUUCGAGACGCGACGCUUCAUGGGUAAAGACACGCCAAGCGACGACGAUAUUCUCAAUAUAUACGGCAAGCUAAUCAUGAACGCGUUUGUGAUUUGUGAUGAGAUCAACCAUCCGAUCUAUGUUGGAUGUGGCAUGUACAUUGGGCCCUGCAUCAUGGAUCACAGCUGCUGUCCAAAUGCGAUCAUCACAUUCAGUGGCAUCAGGAUGAAUGUUAGAGCUGGCACAGACAUUGCUGUGAACAACCACAACCACGCUUUCAUCUCAUAUGUGGAUCUGUUGGCACCGCGCCAAGAGAGACGUGCCCAGCUACAACCUGACUACUAUUUCUUCUGCGAAUGCACGCGUUGCCUGGACGACAGCAUUGAUGAGCUCAUGUUGAGUACAAAAUGUCCAAACAACAACUGCGAAGGUGUCAUAAUCAAGAAAGACGGGGAGUUUCAGCCGUGUGAGACGUGUGGGGCCGCGUCGUUCUCGUCUAUCUAUGCGACACUGGCGGCGGAGACGGCGCAGUGGUCGGCGGCAACGUUCCAGCGGCUGCAGCGCUGCGAGCAAGAUGGUCGUGACCCAGCAGAGAUCCUCGCUCAGUGUGAGGAGUGCCUGCGUGGACAGGACGAGGUCCUGCACCCCGUAUGGAACGUGCACCGCAUCCGGCUCAUGGACCUAGCCGCCAUGGGGCACAUGCGCCUAGAGCAGUGGGCACAGGCGGCCCAGUGUAUACUUGUCACGCUGCCGGCCAAGAGGAAAUACUUCCCGGCGAAUCAUCCCAAUCUGAGUCUGCAGCUGUUCUCUGUAGGCAAGGCUCUCAUUUAUGCAGGCAGAUGUGAUGAUGCUCUGCCUCACUUGCACGAGGCUCUUGAUAUGAUCAGUGCGACACACGGUAAUGAGCACCCCCUGGUGGAGCAGGUCGAACAAUUACUCACGGAAUGCAAGAGUGAAAUCAAAAAGAAGGCAGCUGCUACGACUAACUGAGAAUAGUGGGUGGGGAGAGAGGAAGACAUCUGAACUAGGAGAGGUGAAUACAGCUGAGCAACGAGAGGGAAAGGACUGCUAGUAUAAUCCAAAUAUGUUACGUACAAAAGUUUUGUAUGUGUCGUUAUUGCAUAAACCAUUUUACUUUUAGGAUAAAAAAAUAAAAAUGUUUGAUUUGAA